Rhinopithecus roxellana (golden snub-nosed monkey) is the source of this 3281-nucleotide messenger RNA. It is a transcript of the gene MLXIPL, whose product is annotated as MLX interacting protein like. Gene Ontology annotation, molecular function: DNA-binding transcription factor activity, RNA polymerase II-specific; RNA polymerase II cis-regulatory region sequence-specific DNA binding; protein dimerization activity. The transcript has 17 exons. Gene Ontology annotation, cellular component: nucleus. The coding region runs from base 24 to 2615 and encodes 863 amino acids. NCBI's taxonomy places the organism in Eukaryota, Metazoa, Chordata, Mammalia, Primates, Cercopithecidae. Gene Ontology annotation, biological process: regulation of transcription by RNA polymerase II. The record is from RefSeq and is a predicted model, not a curated record.
CGGUAGCGGCGGAGGCGACAGCCAUGGCCGGGGCGCUGGCAGGUCUGGCCACGGGCUUGCAGGUCCCGCGGGUCGCUCCCAGCCCAGACUCGGACUCGGACACGGACUCGGAGGACCCGAGUCUCCGGCGCAGCGCGGGCGGCUUGCUCCGCUCGCAGGUCAUCCACAGCGGUCACUUCAUGGUGUCGUCGCCGCACAGCGACUCGCUGCCCCGGCGGCGCGACCAGGAGGGGUCCGUGGGGCCCUCCGACUUCGGGCCUCGCAGUAUCGACCCCACACUCACACGCCUCUUCGAGUGCUUGAGCCUGGCCUACAGUGGCAAGCUGGUGUCUCCCAAGUGGAAGAAUUUCAAAGGCCUCAAGCUGCUCUGCAGAGACAAGAUCCGCCUGAACAACGCCAUCUGGAGGGCCUGGUAUAUCCAGUAUGUGGAGCGGAGGAAGAGCCCCGUGUGUGGCUUCGUGACCCCCCUGCAGGGGCCUGAGGCUGAUGCGCACCGGAAGCCGGAGGCCGUGGUCCUGGAGGGGAAUUACUGGAAGCGGCGCAUCGAAGUGGUGAUGCGGGAGUACCACAAGUGGCGCAUCUACUACAAGAAGCGGCUCCGUAAGUCCAGCAGGGAAGAGGACCUCCUGGCCCCUAAGCAGGCGGAAGGCGGGUGGCCGCCGCCGGAGCAAUGGUGCAAACAGCUCUUCUCCAGUGUGGUCCCUGUGCUGCUGGGGGACCCAGAGGAGGAGCCGGGUGGGCGGCAGCUCCUGGACCUCAAUUGCUUUUUGUCCGACAUCUCGGACACUCUCUUCACCAUGACUCAGUCUGGCCCUUCGCCCCUGCAGCUGCCGCCUGAGGAUGCCUACGUUGGCAAUGCUGACAUGAUCCAGCCGGACCUGACGCCACUGCAGCCAAGCGUGGAUGACUUCAUGGACAUCUCAGAUUUCUUUACCAACUCCCGCCCCCCACAGCCGCCCAUGCCUUCAAACUUCCCAGAGCCCCCCAGCUUCAGUCCCGUGGUUGACUCCCUCUUCAGCAGUGGGACCCUGGACCCAGACGUGCCCCCGGAUUCCUCGGCCAUGACCCACCUCUCUGAACCCAGCCGUCUGCAGGCUCGGAACAGCUGCCCUGGUCCUUUGGACUCCAGCGCCUUCCUGAGCUCUGAUUUCCUCCUUCCUGAAGACCCCAAGCCUCGGCUCCCACCCCCUUCUGUACCCCCACCUCUGCUGCAUUACCCUCCCCCUGCCAAGGUGCCAGGCUUGGAGCCCUGCCCCCCACCUCCCUUCCCUCCCAUGGCACCACACACUGCUUUGCUGCAGGAAGAGCCUCUCUUCUCUCCCAGGUUUCCCUUCCCCACUGUCCCUCCUGCCCCAGGAGUGUCUCCGCUGCCUGCUCCUACAGCCUUCCCACCCACCCCGCAGUCUGUCCCUAGCCCAGCCCCCACCCCCUUCCCCAUAGAGCUUCUACCCUCAGGGUAUUCAGAGCCUGCCUUUGGGCCUUGCUUCUCCAUGCCCAGAGGCAAGCCCCCCGCCCCAUCCCCUAGGGGACAGAAAGCCAGUCCCCCUACCUUAGCCCCUGCCACUGCCAGUCCCCCCACCACUGCAGGGAGCAACAACCCCUGCCUCACACAGCUACUCACAGCAGCCCCAGCGGCCUCAUGGUUCCACCCAUGCACAGCCAAGCCGGAGCAAGCCCUGGAGCCACCACUUGUAUCCAGCACCCUCCUCCGGUCCCCAGGGUCCCCGCAGGAGACAGUCCCUGAAUUCUCCUGCACAUUCCUUCCCCCGACCCCGGCCCCGACACCGCCCCGGCCACCUCCAGGCCCGGCCACAUUGGCCCCUUCCAGACCCCUGCUUGUCCCCAAAGCGGAGCGGCUCUCACCCCCAGCGCUCAGCGGCAGUGAGCGGCGGCUGUCAGGGGACCUCAGCUCCAUGCCAGGCCCUGGGACUCUGAGCGUCCGUGUCUCUCCUCCGCAACCCAUCCUCAGCCGGGGCCGUCCAGACAGCAACAAGACCGAGAACCGGCGCAUCACACACAUCUCCGCGGAACAGAAGCGACGCUUUAAUAUCAAGCUGGGGUUUGACACCCUUCAUGGGCUUGUGAGCACACUCAGUGCCCAGCCCACCCUCAAGGUGAGCAAAGCUACCACACUGCAGAAGACAGCCGAGUACAUCCUUAUGCUACAGCAGGAGCGCGCGGGCUUGCAGGAGGAGGCCCAGCAGCUGCGGGACGAGAUUGAGGAGCUCAAUGCCGCCAUUAACCUGUGCCAGCAGCAGCUGCCUGCCACAGGGGUACCCAUCACACACCAGCGUUUUGACCAGAUGCGAGACAUGUUUGAUGACUACGUCCGAACCCGUACACUGCACAACUGGAAAUUCUGGGUGUUCAGCAUCCUCAUCCGGCCUCUGUUCGAGUCCUUCAACGGGAUGGUGUCCACCGCAAGCGUGCACACCCUCCGCCAGACCUCACUGGCCUGGCUGGACCAGUACUGCUCUCUGCCCGCUCUCCGGCCAACUGUCCUGAACUCCCUACGCCAGCUGGGCACAUCUACCAGUAUCCUGACCGACCCGGGCCGCAUCCCUGAGCAAGCCACGCGGGCAGUCACAGAGGGCACCCUUGGCAAACCUUUAUAGUCCUGGCCAGACCCUGCUGCUCACUCAGCUGCCCUGGGGGCCACUUUCCCUGGGCACGGGCUCCAGGGAUCAUCUCUGGGCCCUCUUCAUGCCCCAGGCCCUGGCUCUGCCCUUCCCUGAGCGGGGAGGGGUCAAGCUGGGUCCAGGUUUCACACUUCCCACCUCCUGGAGGCCAAGAGGAGCAGAGUCCCCAUCCCUGCUCUGCCACUAUGCUCCAGCACCAUGACCUUGGGUGACUCGUCCCCCAUCUUUGGACCUCUAUGUUUCAAUGUGCAAAAUGGGGAUGGGGAAGUUUCAAUCAGCAGAUGACCCUAGGCCUUGGCAGCUGUAACAUUGGGGGCCCAGGCUGGCAACUCUGGGGGCUCAACGGUGGGAAAACGAGGAUGCUGUUUCCCUGUCACCUGCACCUGCUCCCCGACGAGUGGGGCACAGACCUCUGUUCCUGAGCAAAGCAGCAGAAAAGGAGGUUCCCUCUCUGUGCUCCUUCAACGGCUAACCCAGAGGGGCUGCAGGAUGGUUUCCCCUGGGAGAGGCCAGGAGGGCCUGAUCCCAGGAGACACCAGGGCCAGAGUGACCACAGCAGGGCAGGCAUCGUGUGUGUGUGGACGUGUGUGUGUGGGUUUUGUAAAGAAUUCUUGACCAAUAAAAGCAAAAACUGUCUGCCGG